AAGCCGAGAAUUUCUCGGCGAGAAAGCAAAGAAACGAUUGCAUCUCCGUUUCAAUUUUAGCAAAUUAAGUGGUAAAUAAUUUAGAAAAAUGGAUAUUGAUAUACCUAACACGUACGGGGAAUGUCGGUGUUGCUUGUCCAAAGGCCACCAUAAGGACAUCAUGACGGAAUAUUAUAACAAUGGUGUUAGAGAAAUUUAUUACAACAUGUUCAUGGAAUGCUUUAAUUUAUACAUGUCAACCACAAGGUCCAUCAGCUCACUAAUAUGCUCGUCGUGUGUGCACCGUCUCCGAGACGCCAGCACCUUCCGAGCCAUGGUCGUCAACACAGAGAAGCAGUUGCUGCUCGCUGCCAGCAAGGAGACUGUCUUUGUUAAUGUGGGUGAGCACACAGUAACAGAAGUGGAAAUAAAGGUGGAGAGACAGACACAGAUCAAGGAAGAGGCCAGCGACCACGACAGGGACUACGAUUCUGAUGUGCCGCUUAUUAACCAUUCGCAAAAUCAUUCUGAGACGCCUGACCUAGCGGUGGACGAAGCCAAGUUGAUCGCCCGGUUCCCCCGCGGCACACUGCGACAUUUACCCACCAGGGAUUCUCUCUACUCAUCACUCAAUGCCUAUGUGCGCCAACUGGAUCAGCUGAAGGGUAAACUGAUACUCCCAAGAAUGCUAACGAAACUUCUCGAACAACCAGAAUUCAGGAAGACGAAAAUCCGAAAAAGCUAUAUCACCGAGAAACAUGCUCAUAUCUUCAACGCUUCCACUAUUCUAGAGUGUUCCAAUGUAACCCCUUUUAAAAGCAAGAGCCGCUCUGGAUUCCCUUGCUUUUACUGUAGAAGCAUUUUCGAUAACUUAAACCAGUUAAAAAUACAUCAAAAUACUGAACAUCUGAAGAGCGAAGCUAGAAAAAUAUUACGCACAUAUGGUGCUGAAAGUUUAGUAGUUUACGUCGAUGUGACAGAUCUAAAAUGCUCAAUCUGUCAAGCGAGCAUGCCCAAUUUGAACGAGCUAAAAUCUCACAUAACUAAAACACACGGAAAGAAGUUGCACUUAGAGUUUACAGAUAGAAUUAUACCUUUUAAAUUGUCUGAAGAUAAUGUCUAUGAAUGUCAACUUUGCGGAUUCAAUUUUGAGACUUUUGGCUCGAUAGAAAGACAUAUGAACACGCAUUUUAGAAACUAUGUUUGUAAAGACUGCGGAACCGGAUUCGUAACGAAAUAUAGAUUGAAGGUUCAUAUAAAAAGCAUGCAUGUCGGUGGUAGUUUCCCUUGUGAGAUUUGCAAGAAGGUUUACACGACGCAGCAGAAGUAUAAGAACCAUGUUGAUACUGUUCAUAAGCUAGUUAAACGAUUUAAGUGUCCAAAGUGUCCUGAGAGGUUUUCAGAAUAUUUCCGUCGUCAAAAACAUUUAGUUCAAGCACACAAUGUCGCCCCAUUACAAUAUAAAUGUAAUGUGUGCGAUAAAAGUUUUGACAGACGUUACACAUUAUCAAGACACAUGAAAAGAGACCAUUUGGAAGAGAGAGAUUAUGAAUGUCAAGUUUGUUCUUAUAAAUGCUUCACAAAUAACGAAUUGACAGUCCAUAUGAUUAAACACACAGGGGAAAGAAUCUUCGAGUGUGCUGUUUGUAAGAAAUCUUACGCUAGGAAGAAAACCCUUAAAGAACAUAUGCGUAUACAUAAUAAUGACCGGAGGUUCGCUUGUGCCGUGUGUGGACAGGCCUUUGUGCAGAAGUGUAGUCUGAAAGGCCAUAUAAAGACACAUCACGUGGAAUAUACUUUGCAAUCUUUAGAGUAAUCUUUGUAUGGUUGGUUUGACACUAUCAAGAACGAUUUAAUACUGGACUGACUAUUGUCCCGGAUUUGUAAGUUCACAUUUUUGACACAUUUGUUUUGAAGUAUGUUGCGAUGUGGCUAAGACGCAUCGUUUGCCAAAUCUAACGA
Messenger RNA from Leguminivora glycinivorella, 1941 nucleotides. Its product is annotated as zinc finger protein 25-like. The transcript has 5 exons. Gene Ontology annotation, biological process: regulation of DNA-templated transcription. Bases 89 to 1795 code for a protein of 568 amino acids. Lineage: Eukaryota; Metazoa; Arthropoda; Insecta; Lepidoptera; Tortricidae. Gene Ontology annotation, molecular function: DNA-binding transcription factor activity, RNA polymerase II-specific; zinc ion binding; RNA polymerase II cis-regulatory region sequence-specific DNA binding. Gene Ontology annotation, cellular component: nucleus. The record is from RefSeq and is a predicted model, not a curated record.